AUUCCAUCUGAACUAGAAUUGCCAACGUUUCCUCUUUUUUUCACGGAUGUCUUCUUUGGAACAAAAGUAACCCAUUGGUUUAGAAAUUAUAGUUUUAUAACAUAAAAUUUCAUAUUAUGCAAUAUUUUUGUUAACUUCUUAGUCAAAGUUCGUCCGGUUUGACGACCAGGAAGCCAAAUAUCACUAUCUUUUUGGAAUAGAUGGAGAAGGUUAUGAUAAUGGGAUGCUAGUGGUGAAUGUUAUUUUGCUUAACUUUUUUUUGAGGAUGUGGUUUGUCUUCUAUUUCUUGCUUUUACGUCACUACAAAAAAUUUCUCCUCCUUUUGAACAACAGGAUUGAUGGAAAAACAGAAUCAUCUGAAAGGCAGAGACUUGUUGAUAGUUUUAACGACCCAUUAAAUAGAAGGGUUAAAUGCGUUUUAAUAUCUACUAGAGCUGGAUCUCUGGGUAUCAACCUUUAUGCUGCUAACCGUGUAAUUAUAGUUGAUGGCUCUUGGAAUCCAACUCAUGAUCUUCAAGCUAUAUAUCGAGCUUGGAGGUAUGGUCAAACAAAACCUGUCUUUGCUUACCGUUUACUUGCACAUGGAACGAUGGAGGAAAAGAUAUACAAGCGUCAGGUAACGAAGGAAGGUCUUGCAGCACGGGUGGUCGACAGACAACAAGUACAUAGAACUAUAUCCAAAGAGGAAAUGUUGCAUCUUUUUGAAUUCGGAGAUGACGAAAGCUCUGAUAUACCUCUGGAGUUAAAGCAAGCAAGAGAACAUGCUGGCGAAGCAAACACAACUGUAGAUGUUGGAAGUGUUUCGAAACAAAAGUUAACCUUUCCAAAUGGAAGCUCUACUUCUGACAAGCUAAUGCAAAGUUUGAUUGACAGCCAUCAUCCACGGUGGAUUGCAAAUUAUCAUUUGCACGAGAGUCUCUUGCAAGAGAACGAGGAUGAAAAGCUAUCAAAAGAAGAGCAGGAAAUGGCGUGGGAAGUGUAUCGGAGAUCUAUUGAAUGGGAAGAGAGGCGAAUUUCGCCUGAUGAGCCCGUAGCUGAGCGUCAGCAUGUCUCUACUUCUGAAUCAUUGCCAAAGCAAAAGCCAGUGGUUUCCACCGCCAGCCUUUUGCCGCCAGAGGACAGUAAUCUUGUAUUUUCAAUGGGGAGUACAAGAUGCCGUUUGGUGCCAAGGAAGUGCACAAACUUAUCACAUUUACUUACACUUAGAAGUCAAGGAACCAAAUGGGGUUGUAGCACUGUUUGUGGGGAAUGUGCUCAGGAGAUAAGUUGGGAGGGCCUUAACAACAGGGAUGGCAGAUCAGCAAAGUGAUGCUGUCUAUGUAUUUAUACUAAUUAUCUUCUUUUUGUUUCCAACUUUUGUUGCAAUUCAAUAUAAUUUUAGGGGUGAAUAGCAUUCUGUUUCAUGUUUCAGCCAUAGUUGGAUGAACAAUACUCUUUUUUGGAUAGGGUAAGGGAAGGGAAGGGAAGUGCCUUUUUGGAGAUAGGCCUUUUGUAAAGUUAAAAUGUUGUCAUCAAUUGUAUUUUGACCACAGAGAGGAGAAAACAAACUGGUUGUAGCGCUUGUCGUUUUGCAAAGAAGAAAAACCCUCUUUUUCUGCUCCA
This is a messenger RNA of Nicotiana tabacum (common tobacco), 1602 nucleotides long. The record is from RefSeq and is a predicted model, not a curated record. NCBI's taxonomy places the organism in Eukaryota, Viridiplantae, Streptophyta, Magnoliopsida, Solanales, Solanaceae.